Messenger RNA from Dichomitus squalens LYAD-421 SS1, 633 nucleotides. RefSeq lists its product as uncharacterized. The annotation marks the transcript as partial. Gene Ontology annotation, molecular function: protein binding. The record is from RefSeq and is a predicted model, not a curated record. The transcript is spliced from 2 exons. Lineage: Eukaryota; Fungi; Basidiomycota; Agaricomycetes; Polyporales; Polyporaceae.
GACUCCGCACAAAGCGGUGUGAAGCGUGACGAAGAAUUCUGGUUCCACGACGGGAGCGUGGUCAUACGCGCGGGAGAGACAGCCUUUCGUCUCUUCAAGGGGCUCCUGGCUGCGCAAUCUCCGGUGCUUCACGACUUGUUCUCUGCUCCCAACUUCGCACCCGACGAGUAUAUCGAUGGCGUUCCUGUCGUGCGCGUCUUCGACGCUCCAGAGGACUGGCGCUACCUACUGCGCAUCCUGGUACCGAAGGGUGAAAUGAUAAGUCUGAAGGACUUUCCUUUGGUAUCGGCACUGAUACGCCUAGCGCACAAGUACCAGAUCGGCAGCCUCGAGCAACGCGCGAUCGAAGCCCUGAAGAGGAUGUACCCGAACACCUUCGAGUCGUUCGUCCAAGUUCAGAGUGAAGUCUACCCGGCGGACGCCAACAACGCUCGUCAACUUGCGUCAAACCCGCCGGUACUGGCCACGUAUGCCAUCAGCGCUACCAACCUUGCGCGACUUACCAACACCACUUCCGUCCUUCCUGCUGCUCUCUACCAUUGUGUCUGCCUGGGAGGCGCCGUUGUCAGAGGCUUAGUUCGCGAGGGCGGGCCCGUGGAGUUCCUCAGCGAAGCGGAUCUCGCCAUCUGCAUC